Messenger RNA from Suricata suricatta (meerkat), 1602 nucleotides. It is a transcript of the gene PRR35, whose product is annotated as proline rich 35. Bases 173 to 1363 code for a protein of 396 amino acids. Lineage: Eukaryota; Metazoa; Chordata; Mammalia; Carnivora; Herpestidae. The record is from RefSeq and is a predicted model, not a curated record. The transcript is spliced from 2 exons.
UGCGCCCGACCGGGCCUCCGAGGUCCGGGCCCUGCGCUGCCACCUCGGGGGCCCUAAGCCGGGGGCCGAGGGGUCCCCGGGGGCCCGGGAUGCUCAGAAGGGUGUGGCCCUCGGUGGGCUCCUGGCUGAGCCUUGGAAGCCGGGGCCGAUUGGGGGCUCUGGGAGCCUGGCCAUGGUGGAUGCGGCUGCAGCGGGCCCCGAGAGUGGGGUCCCCUGUUACCCCCCGCCCGCCCCCAGUGAGUUCCCGGAGGCCCAGAGCCUCCAUCUGUCCCUGCUGGGUGUCAACUGCCCUCUCGGCCCGGGUCUCUUCUCCUACCUGGGGCCCUCCUUGGCUGCUGCGGCCCACAUGCCCUUUCUGGCCUCGGGCAGCCCCCUGCUGCCUCCAGCUUCCACUUUCCCUUCCCCACAAGUCCCAGAGCGCCCUGCCCUGGUCCCCCGCCUGUACUACCCCCUGCUCCUGGAGCACACCCUGGGGCUGCCGGCAGGCAAGGCUGCCCCUGCCAAGCCCCCAGCACCCCCAAAGAGGCCCCCUGGGACUCUGACCCCAGGGCUGCUGAAAGUACCGGUGCCUGGGCUGGGCAGGCCCUGGCCCCGAGGUGGAGCCCCUAGGGACUCAGGGCCCGAGGGGGAGCUGGAGCCGGCUGCCCAGACUGACCCCAAAAGGAGGCUGCCCCUGGGAAGCAGUCUGGAGGCCCCGAAGGCCCCCUGUAGCGCAGUGAAGUUUGGUUCCCAGAGCAGCUUGCGCACUGGUCUCUCCGCGAUGCUCUGGCCUGAGGACAAGGAGCCAAGCAACCCCGAGCCCCGAGGCCCUUUGGCCCUCCUGCCCCAGCAGCCCCUGGGCCUAGUGCCAGGUGGCCCCGGGCACGUGGGUGAGGACCUGACUCGGGCCCUUGGUGACUAUGCCAGGGUGGAGCAGCGCCUGGGGCAGUUGGCGCCUGCAGGGGGCCUGGCCCCUCGGCCUCUGCGGGAGCAGCUGGGCAAGAUCCGCCAGGAGCUGCUCACCAUCCACCAGGCCCUGGAGCAGGCUGUUCGGCCACCAGACGCACCCCUCGACCUCUCUGUGAAGCGAGCACCCACCAAGGGGCCCAAAGGGCCUGUGGGGCCCUGGGGGCAGCUGGAGCUCGCCCAGGGGACCCCCAAGCCAUCUAGCAUGUUGGGCCCUGCACCAGCUGAGCCUUUCUCUGGUCACACCACCAAGUGUGAGGCUGACUCCAGUGUCCCACCCCCGGGCCUCCCCCUUCAGGCUCCAGAGGACCCUGUGAGGCCUGGCAGCAGUUGGGCUGCUGCCCGUGGGCCGCCUGCGGGCUCCUGGCCCCCUGAGGCUGUCCCUAGCAUUCAGAGCCCCCCUGGUGCCGAGGUCUGACCACAGCUCCUGUGUUAGGUCUGCUCGUAACAGACAGGCGCCCCUCUCCAACCCCGUGUCCACUGCCUGGCCCCUCGCCCGCCCCAGCCCCAGGGGUGCGGCCUAGAGCCUGUCCAGCAUGCCCGUGGACUGACCUCCCAUGGCUGUGGCCUAUCUCUGAGGCCAUGAGGGACAGCGGAGAGUCAUAGCCACCCACUGAUCACAACUGUGGACGUUAAAAUAGAAAGCAUCGUCACACA